Messenger RNA from Magallana angulata, 1659 nucleotides. Its product is annotated as dynein light chain Tctex-type protein 2B-like. The record is from RefSeq and is a predicted model, not a curated record. Gene Ontology annotation, molecular function: dynein intermediate chain binding. Gene Ontology annotation, cellular component: cytoplasmic dynein complex; cytoplasm. Gene Ontology annotation, biological process: microtubule-based movement. Bases 498 to 1142 code for a protein of 214 amino acids. Lineage: Eukaryota; Metazoa; Mollusca; Bivalvia; Ostreida; Ostreidae. The transcript has a single exon.
GAAUAUUCUAACAGGUUAUCACUAUUAAUAUGAUUUUGUCGGGUGGCGCCUUUGGUGUGGAGAAGAGCUCUCGAGCAGUGCGAUGCGUUACUUGUUUAGAUGCUAUUAGCGCACGUUCUGAAAAUGGCAAUAUUUACUACCAGAUAAGGAAAACAAACGGAGAUCGCAGUGAACGUUUAAAUUAUAAGCGAUGUCCAUUAGAAUCCGAACAAACAUUUACACAGGUAUUGACUUUGCACUUCCUUCAAUUAUUCUGUAGAUUUAAAGAGUUAAUAUAACAGUUCAUUGUUUCCCGGGCGUAAACAGCGAAACUUUAUUGGUUUCACGUAAAGAAUUGUAAUCAAUACUUUUGUUUUCCAUUUACAAACAAAGGGCUAAGAUUUCUAAAUCAGACAGAGCGCAUUCUAGCUGCCAGUUGGUAAUGACAUGGUCAUCAACAAUCGCAUAACAACGCUUGCCACCCUACAGAGUUAAGUUUUAAUGGAGUUAGUUUUGAUAUGACGACUAGGAGCGAUCACCUGGCCGGCCGCCGGAACAGCGUUACCUUUGCCAUUAAAGAUGAAUCUUUCCGAGACCGUACUCCCAGUGUGGGUAGAAAGGACAACCAACAAAGUCGGAACUCCAGUCUAGGGAAAGGAAAAGCGGACGGCGGGUAUUCGGACAGCAGUGGUUCGAUUUCUAUUCCAAAGAAGUUCCACAAGCUCAAAGCGCCAUCACGACAUCAGCCCGUAGAGACGACGAAAAUCCCAAGUGGAGGAUCACGGCCCCAGCAUCAAAACGUAAACUACGAGAACACGUAUAAGCUAUCGCCAGAUAGGGGAAAGUUUUUCGAUUCUGUCAAAAUCUCGCAAAUCAUAGAGAGUAGUUUGAAUGAAAAUCUCAAGGAUUUACCUUACGAUCACGACAAGUGCCCUGGACUCUGUACCUAUCUCGCGGAAGUGAUCAAAGAUGAUAUCAAGGCAUCUGGAGUGCAAAGAUAUAAACUGGUGACGAAUGUCAUACUUUUCGAGGACAAGAGACAGGGAUUUCAUUGGGGUAGUCGGUGCCUGUGGAACCCAAACUUUGACAAUUUUGCCACCGCUUCUUACACUGGCCAAGGGUAUAGAGCCGUGGGGGCUUGUUUUGCUUCAUACUAUGAAUAGAUAUAUAGAUGGAAUAUGCAAGAUAAAUGCCAAAGAAAUGAAAUUCCUCGAGAUCUCGUUUUAUAUACUCAUCCUAAAAACGAAAUGGUAUAUUAAUGGGGAGUGAAUUUACGAAACGGUUUUAAAACGUUCCUAACCUAUAGAUGUUUCUCAUUUGCAUGAACUUCCGGUCCAGCGCUAUCUAUACAAAAUAUGUAAACUCAGUAUUUGCAUCUCAUAUAUAUAUAAACAUCUGUACUUUUUUUCGUUAAAUCAUGCUUUUAGUUAUUUGUUAAAUUAACAUAAAUAUUUGCAUUCAUUGUUUGUCUCCCUUUAAUGCUAUAAUUACUGUCAUGUUAUAAUUUUGAAAUUUUAAUAACGUUGCAUUGAGUAAACAUACAUAGUAUUGUAUCGAUUUAAUGCAAUUAAGCUUAUUAUACAGUGUAUAUAUAUAUGCAUGUAUUUUAAAACAUUAAUAAAUGAAUACUGUUUGUUUUAUGUCUAAAUGUAAAUGUCUUUAUUACAUCUUAUUAUCACA